Messenger RNA from Colletotrichum karsti, 3243 nucleotides. RefSeq names its product alpha-mannosidase. Gene Ontology annotation, biological process: oligosaccharide catabolic process; mannose metabolic process. The record is from RefSeq and is a predicted model, not a curated record. Bases 1 to 3243 code for a protein of 1080 amino acids. Lineage: Eukaryota; Fungi; Ascomycota; Sordariomycetes; Glomerellales; Glomerellaceae. The transcript has 7 exons. Gene Ontology annotation, molecular function: alpha-mannosidase activity; carbohydrate binding. Gene Ontology annotation, cellular component: fungal-type vacuole membrane.
AUGGCGAGACCAUACCCGCUGAGGGCCUCGAUGCCAGUUGGUAAGAGGGUCAACAAGCUGUACAGGGACCGCACAGCAAACUUCUACUCGCCUGGACAAUGGGAGAAGGUCAACCUUCUAGCGAUGAUGCACAUCGCAACUUGCUCUCAACCUCCUAACCUACGGCUGUCAGUGUGGGACAGUCCUGGCACAAGUCGACCAUCUUUCUCGGAGGCCUCAAGCCAGUCAAAUGAUUACCGACAGACACAAGUUGGACAAUCAUUCGGUCCGUCCUGGUCAACCCAUUGGUUCAAACUUGAGAUUACCAUUCCCGAAGACAUGCGUUCUAUGGAGCAUUUGGAGCUUCAUUGGGACUGCAGCAACGAGGCCACUGUUUGGACGGCCGAAGGCGAGCCUCUUCAAGGUUUGACCGGCCGUGGGGAACGAAUUGAAUGGAUUAUCCCUCAGUCUUUCAGGGAUGGGGAAACCCAUGUCAUUUUCGUCGAAAUGGCCUGCAACGGCAUGUUUGGAAACGCGGCAGGCGACCCCAUUUUCAAGAACAACGCCAACGGUGACGCCAUCCAACCUCCUGAUCCAGACAAGUACUUUCUGCUGUCCAAGGCCGAGAUUGUUGCAGUGGACCUGCAAGCUCGCAAGCUGCAUACCGACAUCCAAGUAAUCCAUCAAGCCGCCCAAGAGUUCCCCGAAGACUCUUGGGAACAACAUGAAGCCUUGAACAUUGCGACAAGAAUCAUCAACACAUUCAAGGCCGGCGAUAGAGAUUCCAUCAUACGCAGUCGAAAGAUUGCCGAGGAAUAUCUGGGCCCGAACAUCAACUCUGAGGCGGUUUACGCUGUGCGUGGCGACAAAAGCCCAAGUGUGAUUGCGGUCGGACAUUGCCAUAUCGACACUUGUUGGUUGUGGCCGUGGGAGGAGACCAAGCGGAAAGUUGUCCGAUCGUGGUCUAAUCAGUGUGACUUGAUGGACCGGUAUCCUGAGCUCAAGUUCGCAUGCUCCCAAGCUCAGCAGUUCAAAUGGUUGAAAGAGGGCUACCCAUACGCCUGGGAACGGGUAAAGGCCAAAGUCAAGCAAGGUCAAUUCCUUCCCAUUGGCGGUUGCUGGAUCGAACACGACACGAACAUGCCGAGCGGCGAGUCUCUUGUGCGACAGUUUCUCUACGGUCAGAGAUUCUUUGAGAGUAAUUUCGGAUUCCGGUCAACCACUUGCUGGCUGCCAGAUACUUUCGGCCAGUCAAGCCAGAUCCCCCAGCUCUGUCGACAAGCCGGGAUGAAUCGUUUCCUUACUCAGAAAAUUUGCUUCAAUAACAUGAACGAGUUUCCACACACUUCCUUCAACUGGGUUGCUCUAGAUGGAAGCCAAGUCAUCUGCCACAUGCCACCGGCGAAGACAUACUGCGCCGACGCCAACUUCGGCGAUAUCAAGCGGAGCAUGACACAGCAUAAGUCAUUAGACCAAGACCACACAUCUCUACUUGCGUUCGGAAAGGGCGAUGGCGGCGGCGGUCCAACGUGGCAACAGAUUGAAAGACUUCGGCGCCUCAGAGGCCUUGCGGACACGACUGGACUCCUUCCGCGAGUACAUCUUGGCAGUACUCCGGACGAUUUCUUUGACAAGUUGGAAGAGAAAGCACAAAGUCUCCCGACGUGGCAUGGAGAGCUGUAUUUCGAGCUCCACCGCGGCACUUACACCACCCAAGCUCAGACGAAACUCAACAACAGGAGGGCUGAGUUCCUCCUCAGAGACAUCGAGUAUCUUGCGACUAUUGCCUCCAUCGAGAACAGCAAAUACACGUAUCCGAAGAAGGAGCUUGACGAGAUGUGGGAGGGCGUGCUUUUAUGCCAGUUCCAUGAUUGUCUUCCCGGAACUGCAAUCGGCAUGUGCUACGAUGACUCGGACAAGGUGUACGACAACGUUUUCCGAAUCGGAAGAGGUCUUCUUGAGAGCAUUUACAGCUCUCUUAGAGUUCACGAGAUCGGCAAACCAACCUUUGCUGAUUAUGAACUGCUUGCUUUGAACACUCUAGCAUGGCCACGUAAGGAAGUUCUUGCGACGAGUGGUGGUUCACAAGUAAUCGCAGAGGGCUGUGGCACAUUCAUAUCGACUCGAGACAUUGCUCCCGAUAUUUCUGCAAAGGCUGUGACUAUCGAAGAAGUCUCAAACGGCGUAUUCAAGAUGGAGAACAGACACUUCACAGUUACGGUUGAGCGAGGAUGCAUCACAUCUCUGUACGACCGCCGAGCCAAGCGCGAGGUUCUUUGCGGCAAAGCAAACCAAUACGUAAUCUUUGACGACAAGCCCAUCUACUGGCAGGCGUGGGAUGUCGAAGUGUUCCAUCUCGAGACUCGGGAAGAGUUGCAAAGCUGUACCACGUCGGUCGCGGAGGACACUCCUCUGAGGGUGAGUGUCGUUACGGAGACCAAGAUCAGCGACGUAAGCUCUAUCAAGACGAAGAUUAGCUUAUCCGCCGCUUUUGACGAUGAGGGCAGCCAGUCCUAUGUCGAGUGUACCGCGGAGGUCGACUGGCAUGAGACGAUGAAGUUUCUCAAGGUGGAGUUCCCUGUUGAUGUUCGUCAUCAUGAGGCUUCGUACGAUACCCAGUAUGGAGUCAUCAGAAGGCCUACGCAUUACAACACUUCCUGGGAUAUGGCCAAAUUUGAGGUCUGCAGCCAUAAGUACGCCGAUCUAUCCGAGUACGGCUACGGCGUUUCCAUCCUCAACGACAGCAAGUACGGCUUUGCGACAGUGGGCAACACCAUGAGACUUUCGCUACUUCGCUCCGCCGAAGCCCCGGAUGAUCAAGCCGAUAUGGGGAAGCACACCAUUCGAUGGGCGAUUCUGCCCCAUCAAGGGCCCCUUGGUCCCGAUACGGUACGGGCUGCCUACAACUUCAACAGCCCGUUGAAACUGGUGUCCAUGGAUCCAGACUCUCCGUUGAGAGACUUCCCGAUCACUUUGGUCGGGCACAAGAAUCUCGUUCUUGAUCAUGUCAAACGCGGGGAAGAUGAUGAGGAUGUCAGUCUCGGGGACCUACCUGCGCGUUCUGGCAGGAGCGUCAUUAUCCGGGUUUACGAGAGUCUCGGGGGUCGUGGUCGGGCGACGGUUCGCACGAAAUGGGAUUUGAAACGCGUGUAUAAGGCAAACCUGCUUGAAGAUGAUGGAGAAGAUGUUUCUGUGGCUGAGUCCAAGUUCGAGAUCGAUCUUGGUCCCUUUCAGUUGCAGACGUAUCGACUGGUUCUGUCGUGA